UUCAUCCUGGCCAACGCGCAGGUCCGCCGCGGCUUCCCCCUCGUCUACUGCUCCGACGGCUUCUGCGCCCUCACCGGCUUUGCCCGCACCGAGGUCAUGCAGAAAAACUGCAGCUGCCGCUUCCUCUACGGGGCUGAGACCAGCGAGCCCGUCCUGCAGCGCAUCGAGAAGGUGCUGGAUGGAAGGCAGGAGUACCAGACCGAGGUCUGCUUCUACAAGAAGGGUGGAACCGCGUUCUGGUGCCUGCUGGACAUCAUGCCCAUCAAGAACGAGAAGGGGGAGGUGGUGCUCUUCCUCUUCUCCUUCAAGGACAUCACAGAGAGCCGGGGCAGGAGCCACCCGAAGAAGCAGAGGAGCAAGAAGCCCGGGACCUCACACCUGCGGGCAGCGCGGAGGCAGGGCCGGACGGUGCUGCACCGGCUCAGUAGCCAGUUUGCUCGGAGGGACCGCAGCGAGAUGAAAAUCAACCGUAACGUGUUUGAGAACAAGCCGUCCAUCCCCGAGUACAAAGUGGCCUCGGUGCAGAAGUCCCGCUUCAUCCUGCUCCACUACAGCAUCUUCAAGGCCCUCUGGGACUGGCUCAUCCUGUUGGCCACCUUCUACGUGGCCAUCACCGUCCCCUACAACGUCUGCUUCACAGGCACAGAGGACAGCCUCUCGGCUGCCCGCAGCACCAUCGUCAGCGACAUCGCUGUGGAGAUGCUCUUCAUCCUUGACAUCAUCCUGAAUUUCCGGACGACGUACGUCAGCCAGUCGGGCCAGGUGGUGUACGAUCCCCGCUCCAUCUGCAUCCAUUACGUGGCCACCUGGUUCUUCGUGGAUCUGAUCGCCGCUCUGCCCUUUGAUCUGCUCUACGUCUUCAACGUGACCGUGACCUCGCUGGUUCACCUGCUGAAGACGGUGCGGCUGCUGCGGCUGCUGCGGCUGCUGCAGAAGCUGGACCGCUACUCGCAGUACAGCGCCAUGGUGCUCACCCUGCUCAUGUCCAUGUUUGCCCUGCUGGCCCACUGGAUGGCAUGCAUCUGGUACGUCAUCGGCCGCAAGGAGAUGGAGAGCAACGACCCCCAGACCUGGGACAUCGGCUGGCUGCCCGAGCUGGGCAAGAGGCUGGAGGCUCCCUACAUCAACAACUCGGUGGGGGGCCCCUCCAUCCGCAGCGCCUACAUCGCCUCCCUCUACUUCACCCUCAGCAGCCUGACCAGCGUGGGCUUCGGCAACGUCUGCGCCAACACCGACGCCGAGAAGAUCUUCUCCAUCUGCACCAUGCUCAUCGGGGCGCUGAUGCACGCCGUCGUCUUCGGCAACGUCACGGCCAUCAUCCAGCGCAUGUACUCCCGCCGUUCACUCUACCACACCCGCAUGAAGGACCUCAAGGACUUCAUCCGCGUCCACCGCCUGCCCCAGCAGCUCAAGCAGAGGAUGCUGGAGUACUUCCAGACCACCUGGUCAGUGAACAACGGCAUCGAUGCUAACGAGCUGCUCCAUGACUUCCCCGAUGAGCUGCGUGCAGACGUGGCCAUGCACCUCAACAAGGAGAUCCUGCAGCUGCCCGUCUUUGAGACGGCCAACCGCUCCCUCUCCCUCCACAUCAAGACCUCGUUCUGUGCCCCGGGCGAGUACCUGCUGCGCCAGGGCGACGCGCUGCAGGCCAACUACUUCGUCUGCUCCGGCUCCCUCGAGGUGCUGAAGGACAACGUGGUCCUGGCCAUCCUGGGCAAAGGGGAUUUGAUCGGAGCCGACCUGUGCAGCACGGACCAAGUGAUCAAGACCAACGCGGACGUGAAGGCGCUGACCUACUGUGACCUGCAGUACAUCGGGCUGCGGGGGCUCUGCGAGGUGCUGCAACUCUACCCCGAGUACGCCAGCAAGUUCACGGCGGACAUCCACCAGGACCUGACCUUCAACCUGCGGGAGGGCAGCGAGAUGGAGGGGCUCUGCCGCUACUCCCGGUCCCCACGGCUGUCGCAGGCAUCGCAGCGGCCGGCCAACCCCCUCAUCCCCCCCCUGCACGCCUACGGCCCCCCGGACCUCAGCCCCAGAGUUGUGGACGGGAUUGAAGACAACGGGGGGACAUCAGAGCCACAAACCUUCUGCUUCAAUGUGGACCCCCCACUUCAGAGCGCAGCGAGGGACUCCCCCACGUCAGAACAGUAG
Egretta garzetta (little egret) is the source of this 2154-nucleotide messenger RNA. It is a transcript of the gene KCNH4, whose product is annotated as potassium voltage-gated channel subfamily H member 4. Lineage: Eukaryota; Metazoa; Chordata; Aves; Pelecaniformes; Ardeidae. Gene Ontology annotation, cellular component: membrane. Gene Ontology annotation, biological process: potassium ion transmembrane transport; regulation of membrane potential. Gene Ontology annotation, molecular function: voltage-gated potassium channel activity. The record is from RefSeq and is a predicted model, not a curated record.